Lactuca virosa is the source of this 435-nucleotide messenger RNA. The record is from the annotation of a GenBank genome assembly. NCBI's taxonomy places the organism in Eukaryota, Viridiplantae, Streptophyta, Magnoliopsida, Asterales, Asteraceae.
AUGUGUGAGGUCCUCUCGAUUAAAUUUAUCAGACUAAUCAUGGAAAAAAAAAAGCAAAGUACACUUGAUAAAAAUAAUCCAAUAAAAGAGAAGUUAAAGAUGAAUGCUUGGGAUAAAAUUGCAACUUGGGCUUAUUCGGUUGGUUUACCCUUCAAUGCCAUACGUGACGAAGGUUUUCAAGAUAUGAUCAAUUCCAUUGGUGAAUAUGGAAGAGGUAUGCCAGCUCCAUUUUAUCAUAAUAUCCGUGUCACAUUGAUGAAAAAACAUUUAGAAGAUACUCAAAAGUUUGUGGAUUCAUUCCGGCCACAUUGGGAGGAAUAUCGGUGUAGCAUUAUGUCCGAUUUUUGGACAGACGGUAAAGGAAGAUGUUUGAUAAAUUUCUUACUCAACUGUCCUCUUGGAACGGUAUUCUUGAAAUCAAUUGAUGCAUCAUAG